AUGAAGAUGAACAUCCUCCUCGCACAGUUGCUGUCAUAUGUCCUUCUGGCACAUUGCACACAAAGCACCCUCUCAGAGACCUGCGCGGGCUUGCAGAACCUAUCGACCUGCAAGUUCAAGUUCUCCGUUCCAACUGGGUUUACCGUAAAUACAAAGGAAGUCACAGAGAAAAAGCUCAACAAGUGCAAAACCAAGAAAAAGGAGAAAAAGCCCUGUGCAACCAAGAAGGAACCUUCUAAAACGUGCGAUGUAAUGACCUGUGUUUCUGGAUAUGACAUAACAACGAAGCGGGUAUCUACAGGACUCAAGGUUGUGACCAAACAGGUUGACCUAUGCCAAACUGUGCGAAAUUUUCUGGGUCAAUCUGAAGGCGACAACUUCAUCAAGUCUUCUGAGGCUAUUUGUAAAUGCUUCCCUCGCCUUCAACAGCUGAGUCUUACUACACAAGCCAAGUCCAUUUCCCAGGGAGUUAUAUCAAAGGCGAAUGCAAAGUGUCUGCGGGACGGAGGUCUCACCAUAGAGAAUGGUUGGUCUGACGCCAUGAAUUCAAUCAAAGCGCAAGGGACGCCCAUCAAAGCAUUCGAGAUGGACGUGCCUACGUGCGCCAAAAUCAUUACAGGAAUGAAAUCGUGUGAAAAAGGCUCCUGCAACUCGACGCAGAUUAUAGAGGCGGGGUGUUCUGAGCAACUGGGGAAUCUUAACAUCGAUGAACGCCACUUCAGUCGAGCAAAGGGAUGCAUUGUCAAACUCUGUCCAGUCAACAGCAACAUCGCUGCAGCUAGUUACCUUGGGAAUCUCCGCUUUCCAGCCGAUCUAGGUGGAAAGCUCAACAAUCUCCUUCAACGACAAGCAAAUGCUUACAGCCAAGCUAGAGAUCUUCUUGACGAGGCCGCCACUGUAGCUUUGUUCAAGAAUGGCAAGGUGAAAACAGUGAAGGAUCUUUUUCAGCUUCUCCCAAUGGCCAAACGUGUCAAAGAUCUAUCAAACGAUAUCAAGACUCAGCUGGAUCCAUUCAAGGAAUUCUUGCCCAAUAACCUCACCUUUGCUAUCUCGACUGCGAAAGAGGAAAAUAAAUUGCGCUCGAUGAGCUUUGACGAGAUCGAGCUAGAGCUUAAUGUCAGCGAAAAGGAAGAAAAUCACGAGGUGCUUGAAAAGUUGGAAGCGAUGCAAGAGCUGAUUUUCAAGAACUACAAUGGUAACUACCUAUCCAGGGUCAUGAGUUCCAUUGGCUCUAUCCAGGGGCAACUGUCUUACUUGUCUGCAAUGAACGGAAAGUUUAUUAUAGAGACUGACAUUGUCAGUUUCGAGCAGUUGAGUAAGCUUCCGACGAUGGCUAUGCCAUGUUCUAAGACGGUGGAUAAGACAUACAAGGAUUCUGGAUUCAAGAAGGUCUUCUCUUAUCCUGAGUAUUCUAAAUGUACGGUCGAUGGCAUGACUGCGAAAUUCCCUAACCUUCAGAUAGGUUAUUUCCGUUGGUCGUUUUAG
Molecule: messenger RNA, 1485 nt
Organism: Fusarium oxysporum Fo47
Lineage: Eukaryota; Fungi; Ascomycota; Sordariomycetes; Hypocreales; Nectriaceae
Exons: 6
Coding region: 1-1485 (494 amino acids)
Source: RefSeq, a predicted model, not a curated record